This is a messenger RNA of Striga hermonthica, 315 nucleotides long. The record is from the annotation of a GenBank genome assembly. NCBI's taxonomy places the organism in Eukaryota, Viridiplantae, Streptophyta, Magnoliopsida, Lamiales, Orobanchaceae.
AUGUCGACCGUAGAGGACGAUAAGAAGCCUUCCGGUGGCGAUUCAGCCGCGCACAUCAAUCUCAAAGUCAAGGGCCAGGUGAGCCCUUUUUUCCUCGUUUCCCGUAGAACGAUCCUUUUCCUCUUCCUCACCCUUUCGGUUUUUGUUGUUGUUCAAGUGUUUAGGCAGAAGCUGCAUCUUGCUUUCACUCUCAACUCUCAACCACGAUCUCAGUCAUCGAAGCUCUCAACUGCGCUCACAACCACGAUCUCAGUCUUCGACCCUCCAGCCGUUCGGCAGUCGCUCGUCAAUUUAGGACAAUCUCACUCUUCUUAA